This is a messenger RNA of Cuscuta epithymum, 9961 nucleotides long. The record is from the annotation of a GenBank genome assembly. NCBI's taxonomy places the organism in Eukaryota, Viridiplantae, Streptophyta, Magnoliopsida, Solanales, Convolvulaceae.
CAAAAUCCAACAUAACGAAACAAAAUCCUUUUUCUUACCAAACAAAAUCCAUUUACCAACAUAAACAAAACUAAAUACUCCGUAAUACGGAGUAGAAGAAACGCAGUCGAUCCCAGUGCAGCGUUGAUGGUACGCCUGGUAGGCGCCAAACUCCAUGGAAAGGCUUCAAGAAUUCUGGUAACUUCAUUCGCAUGAAGAUCGAGCUCUGAGGUCAACACAGUUGAUUGAGAUAUUAUAUCUCCAAUUACUUCUCUCUUUCGUUAGCUGGUAUUACUCAGUUCAUACAAUCCACCAAUAGUUCUAGUGCAGUAGUAUUUAUAAAUUUCUUCGCUGUUAUAUCAAUUAUUGUAUUGGGGGAUCCAUUUUCACCGACCUGCUUUGGGUGCUAUUGAGUAAAAGUUGAAGAAUUUGCCAGCAUUAUUGGUUAUUGGUUCAGAAAGGGUUAUACUUUUCUUUGGACUAUCUAAAUAUUCACGAGGGCAUCUCAUUUUUUUCUGCUUCCCAACCAUUAUCUUCUUGUCCAGAACGUCAGAUGCUCUAAUUGAUAAAAAAAAGCUCAAGUAUAGUGUGCUGUUGAAUAGGAUGACUGGAUGGUUGCCUUUUCCUCCUUUUUUCUUGGAGUUAAAGUGAAUUUGGUGGAACUCAUUUGAUUAAGAUCUUAUAAUGUCUUGGUAUUGGUUUGCAUCAUAUGGGCCGAGGAAUCUAUUGGAUUGAAACAAACAGAAGUUUGAGAAAUCAAGAGGGAAAUGUCUUCAUCAAGAUCAGGCACAAACAGGACAAGUUCUGCUCGUUCGAGACAUGAUGCUCUUGUUGUUUCUCAGACACCAAUUGAUGCUAAGCUCCAUGUCGACUUUGAGGAGUCUGAGGAAAAAUUCGAUUAUACAACUUCAGUCAGUUUAUCAAAUCCUACCGAUAUCCCUACCUCAACGGUCUCAGCUUAUCUCCAGAAGAUUCAAAGAGGAGGUCUCAUACAACCAUUUGGCUGCUUAGUAGCCAUUGAUGAGCAGAAACUUGCUGUUAUAGGGUAUAGUGAAAAUACUCCAGAAUUGCUUGAUUUGGCACCAUGUACUGUUCCAAACAUUGACCAGCAAGAGUGUCUGACCAUUGGCACUGACAUUAGGACUCUAUUUCUUUCAGCGGGGUCUGCUGCACUUCAAAAGGCAGCAAGCUUUGAGGAAGUUGGUUUGACCAAUCCGAUUCUGGUCUACUCGAGAAGUUCCGGGAAGCCCUUCUAUGCAAUCCUACAUCGGGUCGAUGUUGGCAUAGUUGUAGAUUUGGAGCCUGUGGAUCCCAAAGAUCUUCCCGUUACGGCCAUUGGAGCAUUGGAAUCAUAUAAAUUAGCAUCCAAAGCCAUUUCCAGGUUGCAAUCGUUGCCAAGUGGGGAUAUACUACUGCUGUGUGAUGUUCUCGUUAGGGAAAUGACGGAUUUAACAGGUUAUGAUCGAGUCAUGGUUUAUAAAUUCCAUGAGGACGGGCAUGGGGAAGUUGUCUCAGAAUGCUGCAGCAAACCAGACCUUGAGCCUUAUCUUGGGUUGCAUUACCCGUCCACUGAUAUACCACAAGCUUCGAGAGUUCUUUUCAUGAAAAACAAGGUCAGAAUGAUAUGUGAUUGCUUAGCUCCAUCAGUUAAAGUGAUCCAAGACAAGAAGUUGGCUGAACCGUUAAGCUUGUGUGGGUCCACGUUAAGGGCUCCACAUGCUUGCCAUGCACAAUACAUGGCCAACAUGGGGUCUGUUGCAUCUUUAGCAAUGUCCGUGACGAUUGAUGAGGACAGUGACGAGCCAGGUUUUGAAGAUCAAGAAAGGGGAAGAAAACUUUGGGGAUUGGUGGUUUGCCAUCACUCAACCCCACGGUUUGUCCCAUUCCCAUUGAGGUACGCGUGCGAGUUUUUGGUCCAGGUUUUCAGUUCUCAGAUCAACAAGGAAGUAGAGGUGGUGGCGCGCCGUCAGGAAAAACAUAUUAUGCGAAUCCAAACCGUACUUUGUGACAUGCUACUCAGAGAUUCCCCCGUUGGGAUUGUCACCAAGUCUCCUAAUAUUAUGGACCUUGUGAGAUGUGACGGGGCGGCUCUUUACUACAAGGGCAAAGUUUGGUUGCUUGGGUCCACCCCGACCGAGCCUGAAAUUUGUGACAUAGCCAACUGGCUACUCGACUCUCAUAGAGAUAGUACGGGGUUAAGCACCGAUAGCCUUGUGGAAGCUGGCUAUAACAAUGCCUCUACUCUCAGUGAUUCAGUCUGUGGAAUGGCUGCCGUUAAAAUAUCUUCCAAAGAUUUUCUCUUUUGGUUUAGAUCUCACACGGCAAAAGCAAUCAAGUGGGGUGGUGCCAAAAACAACCCCACAGAUAUGGAUGACGAGAGGAAAAUGCAUCCAAGAUCUUCCUUCAAGGCUUUCCUGGAGGUGGUUAAGAGGAGUCUACCAUGGGAAGAUAUGGAAAUGGAUGCGAUUCAUUCCUUGCAGCUAAUAUUAAGAGGGUCAUUGCAAGAAGAUGGUUCUAAGAUGAUUGUGAGUGUAUCUCCUGCUGCUGUUGACCUUACCAGUAUACAGAGGGUCCAUGAGCUUCAUUUUGUGACACAUGAAAUGGUCCGUCUUAUUGAGACUGCAUCUAUACCCAUUUUGGCUGUUGAUGCUUCCGGUUGUGUCAACGGGUGGAAUGUCAAAGUGGCCGAGCUUACCGGAUUGGUUGUAGGACAGGCUAUAGGUGUGCCCUUAGUUGAUCUGGUUCUCAAAGAGGCUGUUGGCACCGUUUCAAAUGCUCUCUCACUUGCUUUGCAAGGCAAAGAGGAGAAAAAUGUUGAAAUCAGACUAAAAAAGUUUGAUUCGCUAGAAAACGAUGAUCCUGUCACUCUGGUAGCGAAUGCCUGUUCGAGCCGGGACAGAAAAGGAGAUAUUAUCGGAGUGUGUUUUGUAGGACAAGAUGUAACUGGAGAAAAGCUGAUUAUGGACAAAUAUAACCUUAUACAAGGUGAUUAUGUUCGGAUAUUACAUAGCCCUUCUCCAUUAAUCCCUCCAAUCUUUUUAAUGGACGAGUACGGCAGAUGCUUGGAAUGGAACGACGCAAUGCAGAAAUUGACUGGAUUGAAAAGAGAAGAGGCCAUCGGUCAAAUGAUUCUUGGUGAAGUCUUCACAGUGAGCAGCUUCGGUUGUAGAGUCAAAGAUAACGACAUGUUGACAAAACUCAUGAUAUUGCUGAACGGAGUAAUUUCUGGACAGGAUUUACAGGAAUUGAUAUUUGGGUUUUUUGAUGAGAAAAAUAAAUACAUCGAAGCUUUAAUAUCAGCUAAUAGAAGAGUUGAUGUGGCAGGGAGGAUUAGUGGGGUCCUUUGUUUUUUACACGUUCCCAGCCCAGAACUACAGCAUGCAAUUCAUGUGCAAAAACUGUGUGAGCAAGCAGCUGCAGAUGGCCUAAAAAAGUUGGCAUAUCUUCGUCAUGAAAUUAGAAAUCCAUUAAAUGGUAUAAAAUUCAUUCAGAAUAUGAUGAGAUCUUCUGACCUAAGCAAGGAUCAAUCUCUGCUUCUGAAGACUAGUAUGGCGUGCCAAGAACAACUGGACAAGAUCAUUGAUGAUACCAAUAUUGAAAGUAUUGAAGAAUGCUAUAUGGAAAUGAACUGUUGCAAGUUCAAUCUUGGUGAGGCUAUGAAAGCGGUGGUAAAUCAAGCUAUGAUUCCAAGCAGGGAGUGGCAGGUGGAGGUCAUGUGUGAUUUUCCCAUUGAAGCAUCUUCCUUGUUCCUGUUUGGAGACAAUUUGAGGAUUCAACAAGUGCUCUCUGACUUCUUGAUGGCCACUCUACUCUUCACACCCCAUUUCGAAGAUUCAUCUGUCUUGUUUAGAAUUAUUCCUACCAGGAAGCCUUUAGGAACCAAAAUGCAUCUAGUGCAUCUCGAGUUUCGGAUGACACAUCCAGCCCCAGGUGUUCCAGAAGAGCUAAUCCAGGAAAUGUUCAAGAAAAGUGAAAGCAUGUCGAGGGAGGGUCUUGGUUUGUAUAUAAGCCAGAAACUUGUUCGAAUUAUGAAUGGCACUGUACAGUAUGUACGAGAGGCAGAGAGAUCUUCCUUCGCAAUCUUUGUAGAAUUUCCAGUAGCAUAACAAUCAGAAAAUUUAUAUUAUUAUUAUUAUUGUUAUUUUGGUGUGUUGCGAUUUGCUUGAGAACUAGAAUGAACGCGAUAAAAAGAUGCAGGAAUGGGAUUCAGAAGUAACACCUCUCGGUUGCUGUUAAUUAAACUUCUUCUGAGUGAUGAUUCAAAAGAAUUGGAAUAGCUAUAGCAAUGGGGGAUAAAGAAUGAGAUGUCUUAAAGGUAUGAUAUUAGACUAUGAGCCCAUUUGGUAGCGCAAAGCUGUGCUGAAUGUCCUUAAUUAUGAGAUAACUAUAUUAUAUAGAUCUACAUUUUAAAGAGGGAAAAAUAAUUAAAAUACUUCAAACUUUGAAGGUGUGUGAGAUAAACACCCCAAACUUUCAUAUGUAAUUUAAACACCCCAAACUUUAUAUAAAAAAAUAUUUUAGCACCAUGGUCAUGUUUAAACAAGAAAUAAUCUAGUCUAAAUGAAUAUUUGAAUAGGGAAUCAAAAAAUACCGAAUCAAUUAUGGAAUAAUUAACAAAGGAAGUAAAUUAAUAUGUGUUGAUGAAGAAGAAAGAUCUUCGUAGUAUGCUUUUGUUUUACAGAAUAUAUUUCUAGUAUCUUGGUAAUCGAAUGCUCACCAUAUGUUCUACAAUGGGAAUAGUCUAAUGUAUUUAUGUAGCAAAAAGCUACCCUUUCCCCAUGUUUAGGAACCGAAUGCUAUCUUUACGCCCCGUCCUCUUACUUUCAGUUCUGCGUGGACUCCUUCGGCCCUAUCAUUAAUUUAUAAUAUCCCUUGAUUAGCUGGAGCGCACUUGGUUAGCUUAUGGGUUGGGCAUACCUCCUGCGAGUUGUACUCUUUUGUCGGGCUAGUCAAAAGAGAAUUAUUUAGGGCCCAAUAGUUGCCCCCAUUCGUGAUGGUGACGAUUAGUUCGCGGGUAAACAUAGUCAUCAUUACGAAUUUAAACUCUUCCGUCUGUUCGACUUGCUCCACUCUUCCCGAUGUCUGCCUAACUUCUCGUAAAAAGAGACACCUUUUAUUGCCAAACACGAUUUAGCCCCUCUUUCUUCUCAACCCUCGAAUCUCGUCCUCCAGCAUCUGAAAUUUCCCAAAUUUCUCUCUUCCAUUGGAUCCAUGGAACUUGCCGUCUUCAAGAGCCAAGGUGUCUUCGAGAUGAAGAACCUUAGGGCGGCCGAUUUGCGGACAAAGGACUAGGAGGAGAUUAAGUCUUUAUACGGGUUCCCUCCCUCUGCUCAUAUCCGAUUUCCAGCCCGUGGGGAACGAGUCGACUGGAUUUCUUCGGGGUGGCUUAACUUUUACCAAUAUCCCUUUGAAAAGCUUGGAGUUCGUUUCCCUUUCUCUGAACUUGUAAGUGGUUUCAUCAUUCGUGCUCAGCCUCCCCCCUGUCAAAUUAUGCCUCAGGCUUGGCGACUUCAUCGCUCCUUAGAGUAUUUGAUUGAGAAACACAGUCUUCAAUAUUAUGCGGAAGAUCUAAGCUAUACAUACGAUUUAAGAACUUCCGGAAAGGGACGAUUUACCCUUGUGACGAAAGCAGGAGCGGAUCCCAUUAUUUUGGGGAUUAGUGGUGCCAAUGAUCGAGGCUGGAUCUCCAAGUUCUUUUUUGUCGAGAAGUCUUCUUUAGGUGAACACAUGAACUCCUUCCCAGACCGCUUGAAAGUCAUUGGUAAACCUUAUAUGUUUUCUGAUGUAUUCUUUCCUUUUUUUAGCUGCUUUUGAGUGUGUCUUUAUGUUCUUCAUUGUUCAUCAUGUUUUCUUAGUGAACGAAGCGAAAACAAUGGAAAAAGAGGCAAAUGUAGGAGAGAAAGAAGCGGAGACGAUUCCUUUGGAGUUUGGUCCCCAUUCUAAAGAAAGGACUAUCGCAUUCCUGGCUCUAUCCCCUGAAAUCCGUCUUUAUGCAAAUCUUAAAAAAGAAUUUAGAGGUACCGUUGUUUAUUCUCCUUCUGUGAAUCCAAUUCGUGUUGGGUUAAGGUGUUCUGCCCGGAACAUGUCUAAGUCCUCUGGUUCAUUUCAAGAUGUCUCAGUUGUGUCAGUUGAUAGCACUGAUAAUGGUGAAGAUGCUACUGCAAGUGUUACUGAUGAUGUUUCCAUUAUGCCUGCUGCAACCGAAUGUGCCUCAGUGAUGUGUAAUGCCCCUCAUAUCACCUCUCUGAAGCCUUCUGCCGGUGCCUCAUCCUCAUCAGGAGUCCGCAAGGCUCUGGAUCCUGCUGAACUCUUGAACCUGAAAUCCAAGAAGAAAAGAUGACGCCUCUGCUUCCUCCGGAGGUCAACCCUAUUGCAACCACGACCUGCUCGCUUCCUCCCACUGCGCCAUGUACUAGUGUUGAUGUGAAAAAGGCAACUAUUAGAGCUGACCUCUCCGCCAAUUUUUGUUCACUGGAUAAUGCCCUGGAAAUGAAGAAUGAAAUGACUCAGAUGUUGCUUCCUUCUGCAAUUGAUGUCUUCGCUGGUUUCGAUGACUGUUUAAUGUCGUCGUUUGUAUUUCACGUUCAAUCUGUUGCCUUGGGUACGCCUGACUUUGAUGUUGUCAGCGUUUGUGAUGUACGAUGUUUUGGCCAAAACAUACAAGGUGCAUAGGUUUGAUUUUCGUAUUCUCCAUACAACGAGCCUAUGCAAUCCUUGUUAUCCCUUGUUGAUGUGAUCAAGGAGUGCGUUAGCAACUUUAGAAGAGCUGAUUGAUGUUGUCAGCUAUCAGUGGAGUUGACAUGUACAUGUUCUGAAAAUCUUAUGCCUGUUCAUACCGUAGCAAUCUGGCUGUUGGCUUUAAGCCAACGACCCUCUGAUGCUCAGUAAUCGUGAAUUGAUAAAUAUGUAAAAGAAAUGGUUUUAAACAUCUUUAAAGUGAUUGUGAAGUUGUUAACAAAGUAGAUGUUAUUUUUACUUAAUGUUUCAAAAUAAAUGAGGUGCCCUUUUUAUUUGUCAAAGUGAGCGAGUAAAUUAAGAUAAUAUUGAAAUGAGGAAUGAGCAAAUUGUUGUCACAUACCUCACUCAUGUCUUGUUCAUUUGCCUUUUUGUUAAUUUACCUGUGCAAAAUGAUAAAUAUUUCAGGAAUGAGACAAAAUAUUUCGGCCGUGGGAAAUGGAUCUUACGGCAAAAUAAUUAUCAUUUUCAUUAAACAAACCUGAAAGGCAAAUGCGGAUGAUGCUGUCAAAACUUUGACGUCAUCGAAACCAGCGAAGACAUCAAUUGCAGAAGGAAGCAACAUCUGAGUUAUUUCAUUCUUCAUUUUCAGGGCAUUAUCCAGUCAACAAAAAUUGGCGGAGGGGUUAGCUCUAAUAGUUGCCUUUUCCACAUCAACACUUAUACAUGGCGUAGGGGGAAGAAGCGAGCAGGUCGUGGUUGCAAUAGGGUUGACCGCCGGAGGAAGCAGAGGCGUCAUCUUUUUCUUCUUGGAUUUCAGAUUCAAGAGUUCAGCAAGAUCCAGAGCCUUGCGGACUCCUGAUGAGGAUGAGGCACCUAAACAAUUGAAAAUAUUAAGACAUCAUGCACACCUAUAAAGUUAUAGGUAGGGAUAACUCAGUUAGGUACUUACCAGCAGACAGAGAGGUGAUAUGGGGGGCAUUACGCAUCACCAAGGCACAUUCGGUUGCAGCAGGCAUAAUGGAAACAUCAUCAGUAACACUUGCAGUAUCAUCUUCACCAUUAUCAGUGCUAUCAACUGAGAUAUCUUGACAUGAACCAAGGGACUUAGACAUGUUCUGGGCAGAACGCCUUAACCCAACACGAAUUGGAUUCACAGAAGGAGAAUAAACAACGAUACCUCUAAAUUCUUUUUUAAGAUUUGCAUAAAGACGAAUUUCAGGGGAUAGAGCCAAGAAUGCGAUAGUCCUUUCUUCAGAGUGGGGACCAAACUCCAGAGGAAUCGUCUUCACUUCUUUCUCUCCCACAUUUGCCUCUUUUUCCUUCGUUUUCUCUUCGUUCACUAAGAAAACAUGAUGAACAACGAAGAACAUAAAGACACACUCAAAAGCAGCUAAAAAAAGGAAAGAAUAAAUCAGAAAACAUACAAGGUUUACCAACGACUCUCAAGCGGUCUGGGAAGGAGUUCAUGUGUUCACCUAAACAAGACUUCUUAACAAAAAAGAACUUGGAGAUCCAGCCUCGAUCAUUGGCACCACUAAUCCCCAAAAUAAUGGGAUCCGCUCCUACUUUCGUCACAAUGGUAAACCGUCCCUUUCCGGAAGUUCUUAAAUCGUAUGGAUAGCUUAGAUCUUCUGCAGAAUAUUGAAGACUGUGUUUCUCAAUCAAAUACUCUGAGGAGCGAAGAAGUCGCCAAGCCUUAGGCAUGAUUUGACAGGGGGAAAGCUGAGCACGAAUGGUGAAACCACUUACAAGUUCAGAGAAAGAGAAACGAACUCCAAGCUUUUCAAAGGGAUAUUGGUAAAAGUUAAGCCACCCUGGAGAAAUCCAGUCGACUCGUUCCCCACGGGCUGGAAAUCGGAUAUGAGCAGAGGGAGGGAACCCGUAUGAAGACUUAACCUCUCCUCCAAGUCCUUCGGCCGCCCUAAGGUUCUUCAUCUUGAAGACACCUUGACUCUUGAGGACGGCAAGUUACAUGGAUGCAAUGGAAGAGAGAAAUUUGGGAAAUUUCAUAUGCUGAAGGACGAGAUUCGAGGGUUGAGAAGAAAGAGGGGCUAAAUCGCGUUUGGCAAUAAAAGGUGUCUCUUUUUACGAGAGGUUAGGCAGACAUCGGGAAAGUGGAGCAAGUAGAACAGACGGAAGAGUUUAAAUUCGUAAUGAUGACUAUGUUUACCCGUGAACUAAUCCUCACCAUCAAGAAUGGGGGCAACUGUUGGGCCCUAAAUAAUUCUCUUUUGACUAGCCCGACAAAAGAGUAAAACUCGCAGGAGGUAUGCCUAGCCCAUAAGCUAACCAAGUGUGGUCCAGCUAAUUAAGGGAUAUUUUAAAUUAAUGAUAGAGCCGAAGGAGUCCACGCACAACUGAAAGUAAGAGGACGGGGGCGUAAAGAUAGCAUUCGGUUCCUAAACUUGGAAAAAGGGUAGCUUUUUGCUGCAUAAUUACAUUAGACUAUUCCCAAUGUAGAACAUAUUGUGAGCAUUAGAUUACCAAGAUACUAGAAAUAUAUUCUGUAAAACAAAAGCAUACUACGAAGAUCUUUCUUCUUCAUUAGCACAUAUUAAUUUAAUUUACUUCCUUGGUUAAUUAUUCCAUAAUUGAUUCGGUAUUGCUUGAUUCCCUAUUCAAAUAUUCAUUUAGACUAGAUUAUUUCUUGUUUAAACAUGACUAUGGUGCUAAAAUAUUUUUUUAUCUAAAGUUUGGGGUGUUUAAAUUACAUAUGAAAGUUUGGGGUGUUUUUCUCACACACCUUCAAAGUUUGAAGUAUUUUAAUUAUUUUUCCCUCUUUAAAAUGUAGAUCUAUAUAAUAUAGUUAUCUCAUAAUUAAGGACACUCAGCACAGCUUUGCGCUACCAAACGGGCUCAUAGUCUAAUAUCAUACCUUUAAGACAUCUGAUUCUUUAUCCCCCAUUGGUAAUCGAAUGCUCACCAUAUGUUCUACAAUGGGAAUAGUCUAAUGUAUUUAUGCAGUAAAAAGCUACCCUUUCCCCAAGUUUAGGAACCCAAUGCUAUCUUUACGCCUUGUCCUCUUACUUUUAGGUGUGUGUGGACUCCUUCGGCUCUAUCUUUACUUUAAAAUAUCCCUUGAUUAGGUGGACCACAUUUGGUUAGCUUAUGGGCUGGGCAUACCUCCUGCGAGUUUUACUCUUUUGCCGGGCUAGUCAAAAGAGAAUUAUUUAGGGCCCAACAUGUCAUAUAUUAAUUCUUUCAAAAAUGUAAAUAUAUGGUGUUCAUUGCAUAAUUUAAAUAACAAAUAAAAAAUGUUGCAAUUAUAUAGAGUGGGUGUAGUAUUAUUUAUUUUACAAUGAAA